CCUGUUUUUCAUAUUUUAGCGUCAAAUGUAUGACAACGUAGGCUGGAGGUAUUUACUUUAUAUGUGUAGCUUUAAAAAAAAUGUAUUAUUACACAUUAACUCUGCGUACUCAAUUAAAACCCCCUUUUUUUAAAAAAAGGCCAGUUAGCAUGAACGUACAGCGUACAAUAAACGAUUAAUCAUGGCAGCACGUGUCAUGGUAAGAGGUCUGUAAAGUGUUUAGCGUACUCCUGCGUCCACUUGCUAAAACAAACACCCAGUCAGUCCUGGCAGCACUGGGACGAACGACAGCUGUGACUCCACUCCAGGUUUUCCCGCCCACUCCUCCCUCCAGCGCCGACGACGAGGUUUUGGCCAGCGGAGACCGUAGGUUGCGUCUGGUGGAGGGAGAGUGAGCGGGGCUGCCCUGAAUGGAUUGACAUAAGAGGGAUUUACAUUUUAACGGGUGUCGCGCUCCGCAAAGACUACACGGUGCACGCUGAAAACCAACGAUUCCGCUCGAUGUUCGUCCGCGGUGCCGCUCGUAUCAUGUCCAUGUGUCAUCGUCGGGAGGGGAUUGAACUUGCCAGCCGUCUAUAUUUGCCGAGGAGGGAAACCAAUACAAGGUCUCGCUGUCUCGCUGGAGCGGAGUAUUAUUAGCAGUUCAGACAGUGCAACUGUCUCUCUCUGGUCAUGCACUGCAAUAACAUGGUAAGGACAGCAUCAUAAUUUACAAUUCGAGAGUGAGCCAAGAAAGAGGACGAUUUGAAAAAGAAACAACAAAUUGUGUGCUGAGCGAAAGAUAAGCAUUCACCUUGCUCCCAUGCUGGCUGCCAGAAAUCCUCCCCUCCACACCCUCAGCCAUGCCUGCUACCACCAAACCCACCAGGAGACAGACACCUGCUCAGAGAAAAAAUGUCCAGAAGGUGAUCAGCACCAAAAGGCGAACCUGUAACUCAAAUAAACCCAGAGGAAGAGCCAAUGAGAGGCCCCAGAAAACACCUGCAGAGCCCAAAAGGACUGCCGCCAGGGCCCAGACACAGUCAGGCAGAAGUCCACAUGGAAGAGGCGUAAGUGGGCCUGCUGGUCAGGGCCCUGGGAGGUCCCCUGGCACAGUUAACCAUGCCCUAAAUGUAACAGGAUCUGCGAGGCUUAGACGACCGAGCAAUCCGCCUGACCACUCUUGCGAGUUAGAAGACCCCCUAGGGCGAAGGAAGUCCCUGCGGGGCGCAGGGGUGUCUGUUACUCCUUGCCAGCCUCCUAAACCUAGCAGAGGAGGGAGGAACAGCAGAGGGGGUGCACGGAAAGUAGCAGCAUCGCGGCAAAUAAACACAAGAAACCAGCCAUCAAGCACCAGCAUCAAUUAUUCAACCCCUGACGAGGAAAACGAGAAAGUGGACGCUUGUGAUGCUCGAGAAAUCCUACCAGUGUCUCUAAAAACUGAGUUUGAAGUUCCUGUGAGCAUCAAAGACAAGGGUCUUGGAGUCAGCAAUGCUAAAGAGGGCAGCCCUCUUAAAGCAGAUUCACCACCAUGUAACGACACACCGGAAGACUGUAUCCAGUGCAGCUGUGACAGCUCUACAACCCAACAAGACAAAAAGAAUAUCAGCCCCAACAGUGAAGGUGACCUGAGGUGUGGGAGCCCUGUGUGUGACGACGCUGAUGGACAGCUAGAACUCUGCAGUGACAGCGGUAAAGAUAGCCUCUCUGCUCCUUCUGCGCUAACGAGUAUUGGCUCUGCAGGGGUGCGGGGUGGAAGCGAGGGAACUGACAGUUCAUCUGUCCUUGGAAAUAAGCUUGAUCAUCUUGUCAGUGACGGUAACCAAGAUGAUGUGUGUCCUGUCCAACAAGAAGAAGGCAACAUGCUAGACCUGACAGAGAACAGGACGGAUGAAGGAGUGAUAGUUGUCACAGAGAGGAAAGAGAAGCUAAAUCAUGAGAGAAGAGAGAAUUUAGAGGCAGAGAAGGCAUUUGAGAGACUAAAUGAGACUGUGGAAGAGAUGGACGAGGAUGUUGCGAGGCUGGGAGAGGAGGGAGCGAGAAGAGAAAAGGAGAAUGAUGUUUCCAUCAGUCCUGCUGACUCCCACCCCAACGCUCCAGCCCCUCAACCUCCAGACCCACCUCAUUCUAACAAUGGACUGACAGCACAGUCAGAAUCACCUGUAAGUGUGCCACCUGUCUCCAACAUAGCUACCUCAAAUCCCACCAAAGCCCCCUUCACCUCAGAGUCACCUAAGCUAGAGGUUCUGAGCCAGGGUAAGACAGACAUACAACCUACCAUUCAUGGUGCUAAACCUCCAGGGUCCUUAGCUGUCGCCGAACCUUCUCUGAUGGUGCAGACUGUUCUUGUUAAAAGAAAUACGCCGGUUAUUGUCCGUAGUGACUCCUUCAAACCUAGGAGCUUUAGGGAUUUGAGCCAGGGGGGACCAUACCAACUGCUAAGCCCAGAGAUCCCUUCUCCUCAGGGAGGAAGACAAGCUUGCACACCAGCAGAGACACAGACCAAAGACAGCGAAUCCAAUCGAGAGCCAUUAGAGCGCCGCAGCCAGAGAGAGACAUCAGCACCUCAGCUGAACACUGAUGCGCUUACAGCUGAGUGUGACCCAAACCUCAGCCGGGGCAGUGUUAUGAUGGCCGUGCCAGAGCCGGACUCAGUGCCAAAGAUCUCGACUCCUUCUCUGGAAAGUAGCUCCACAUUCUCCUGCAGCUCAGAAAGCACUCGCUCCUCUUUGUCUUUUGACACUGAAUCAGAGGCAGGGUACGGAGAGCCCAGCCCCUCUACUCUACCUGGAUCCUGGGGGCCUGAGGCAGCUUGUUUUCCCUCCUGGACCACUCGUAAGUCUCAGAAGGAGAGGAAGAAGCGGAGCAGGUGUGGGAUGUGCGAGCCCUGCCUGAGGAAGUUUAGCUGUGGACAGUGCAGCUGCUGCCUCAACCGCAGGACUGGCCACCAGAUCUGUAAGCUGAGGAAGUGUGUAGAACUGAAGAGGAGAAGACCUUCAUCUCCGCUCACUCUCUCUGCUGCACAGGUGGUUCCAGAAAGUGGGUCGGUAAAUGGCAAAGGCAAGGCACAGAUGGAUGAUACCCACACGGCAGCAGAGGAGGAUGAGGGGGAGGAAGGCCACAUACCUCAUACACAAUCUCCCCACAUCACCUACUCGCUCACCCACAAUCUGGCCUUGGACCAAGCCGGACGACCAGCACUUGUUAAAAGAGAGCCGGGGCAGGAGCUGACCAGCAUUGCACUUCACCAACAUGUAUGCUCUUCUGUGACUUUUCAGAAUGGUUCUGCAGAGAACCUGACAAAACCUAACGGUGCUAAUAUGACCACUGGGUCACACUCUGAUCUGAAGUCUGCCUAUAAAAGGACUACGAUUGCAUCAGAGCCUCAAAGGACUAUAAUCGCUGCAGUCCCUAAAGACCGGCCUGAGAAUGGACCCAAGGCUCCCUCAGACGACAUGUCAGUCCCGCUGAAGAAGAUCAAACUUGAGGAGCCAUGGCUGUGGAUCACUGAGCAAGCCACCACGCAGCUGAGUGAUGAAGAGGAGGUGUGUGAAGACCCGCUGUCCACACUGGCGGCCGUGGUGUGUCUUUCUGUCACAGAGAGGAAGGGACUGGAGGAGAAACUUUUCAGCUCGCGAUCUUCCAUUCUUUGCUCUAUCAAAGCUGAGCCACCUGAUUUGCACUUCGUCAAGAAAGAGCCUGAGGACUUAAAGAAUGACUUGUGUCAGAAAAGCACUCCUGUUAACCUGCAAAGGAUUCCCCAGCCUAUCAAAAGUGAACCUCCUCCAAGUGUCUUGCUACCAAGCGUGCAGUCUUUGGCAGAGAAGAGAAAUCUUAGUUUUGAUCAGGCAAUUGCUAUUGAGGCCUUGACUCAACUGGCAGCUAUACCUCAAAGCACCCCAGGGUCCAUUAAAGCUGGAAGUAAGUGUGAACUUCCCAUUUCUACUGCUGCCUCCAGUACAAAUACAACCCCGCAUGAAGCCAAACCCACAGCAGCUAUUCGCUACAACAAAGUGUCGGUCAUCAGCUCACCACUACACCAGACAUCAGUCAUACGCCCUCCUGUGGCCAGACAAGGGAAUGUCAUCACAAAGCUGUCCCUGCAGGACCGCUUGGACAAUGAUAACACACCCUGCAGGAGGACAGAGCAGGGCUUUACCUCUCAUGUCAUCAAGUCGGAAUGCACCUAUAAAGAUCCCAGUGACAUGAAGUUCAGUCAAGAUCAUGAGCGGCUGUUUGGGGAGGACAGAGAUAGGGCUGUCGAUAAAGUGAGGAGAAACAGAGACGAGGAGGAGGUGGCAGCUCAGUUGGCAGACCUGGCCUUUAUCAUCCAGGCCCGGCAGAACCAACAGUCAGAGAACAACCCUCCGAAAGGGACACCUGUGUCGGCUAUCAAAUAUAACUACAACUCCCAGCUACCCCCCAGUCAGAAAAAGCCUCUCAUUAAAAAAGCAAAAGCCACCCCCUCCAAACCCAGGAAGAAGAAAAGUGAUGGACUACCUGAGGGAAUCAACUGCAGGACCCCCCUCUCAAAACGCAUGCCAAAUGGAGAGACGUCGCACCGGAGCAAAGCCAGGAAGAUUCUCCCCCAGGGGAAAUCAGGCCUUCACCACAAGAGGAACCUGUUCCUGCCUCAGGCUCAAAUUGACCUGAAGAGAUACUUGGCUGAGGCUCAGGAGGAAAGGCGGCAACUCAUCCAUCAGAGUAAUUCACACAAUACUACAGCCCUCUUAGGGCCACAGACUCACAACUACAGCACUCUCACGAGAAUAAACCACAUUCACGGUCAAGAGACCCAGCCAUGGUCCCUUUCAAAUGGUCCACUCCACCAACAAAGCCCCUGUAGUAAUGGUCACGCUGCAGGACCAGGCCCAGAGAGUGAAAGGCAUUUGUUAUCUCAGGUACCGCAGCCCUGUGGUGGGCUGCAGCACGGUGCUGACCUGAGCGCCAGCCCAGCUAAUCCCGCCUUUCUCAGCCACACCACCGGGCACCAUGGUCUGGCUAAUGGCUUCUCAGGGGCUCGACAGUCCCCUCCUCCAAGCCAGCAGGGCUACUACAAGCUGGAGAGAUCAGGGCCUAUCACAGUCCUGUCCACAGUUAAUGAUGGGGAUAUGGGCCACUCUGCAGAGUCUACUCCAUCCAAGAACAGCGUCAACAGCUUUCUGGAGUCUCCAAUGAGUUUUCUAGACACCCCCACCAAGAACUUGCUCAAUACACCUUCCAAAAAACUGUCUGAUCUUCCAUCCUGUCAAUGCGUGGACCAAAUCAUUGAGAAGGAGGAAGGCCCUUACUAUACUCACCUUGGGGCAGGACCUACUGUUGCUGCAGUGAGGGAAAUGAUGGAGAACAGGUAUGGUACCAAAGGAAAUGCAGUAAGAGUGGAAGUUGUUGUUUACACUGGGAAAGAAGGAAAGAGCUCCCAGGGGUGUCCAAUAGCUAAAUGGGUGAUCCGGCGUGGCAGCGAAGAGGAGAAGCUGCUGUGCUUGGUCCGCCAGAGGCCAGGGCACCACUGUGAGAAUGCCGUGUUGGUGAUCCUCAUCCUGGCAUGGGAGGGAAUCCGUCGGCCAGUGGCGGACAAUCUGUACCAGGAACUCACACGGUCCCUCUUUAAAUAUGGCUCCCCCACCAGCCGCCGCUGUGCCCUCAAUGAAGAUCGUACUUGUGCAUGCCAGGGUUUGGACCCGGACACCUGCGGAGCUUCGUUUUCCUUCGGCUGCUCCUGGAGUAUGUACUUCAAUGGCUGUAAGUUUGCUCGCAGCAAAGUGCCCCGCAAGUUCCGCCUGCUUGGAGACUACCGGGAGGAGGAGGAGAAGAUAGAGAGCCACCUUCAGAGUCUCGCCACUGAUCUUGCACCGCUCUACAAAAGACUGGCUCCUGAGGCCUUCCAAAACCAGGUGGAAAAUGAGGAGGCAGGGGGUGACUGCCGGCUGGGCUCGAGGGAGGGACGUCCUUUUUCUGGGGUCACAGCCUGUGUGGAUUUCUGCGCCCACGCCCACAAGGACACUCACAACAUGAAUAACGGCAGCACUGUGGUUUGCACUUUAACAAAGGAAGAUAACCGUGCAGUGCGUAACAUACCAGAAGACGAGCAGCUCCACGUUCUGCCACUCUACAGGAUCUCUGACAGGGAUGAGUUCGGUAAGGCUGAGGGCCAGUGGGCGAAGAUCCGAAGUGGCGCGCUGCAGGUUCUGUCCUCCUUUCCGCGAGAGGUGCGUCUACUAGCCGAGCCAGUAAAAUCAGCCCGUAAAAUAAGGCAAGAGGCUCGCCAAAAGGCUCAGGCUGAGAAACUGGAGAAAAAGCUCGGGCUGACUUCUCUCACCCCUGGGAAAGUGAAGAGUGAAACCCCCAACAAAGACCCUCAGGGCUACUACGGCUCACAGAGACUACCACCCAGACCUGCCAGCGUUGGAAGGCUCCCACAAGACAGGACUCAACCCAGCACUUACAGCCAGAGCACCAGCAGCUACCCCACUCUGGGUCAGGGGGAGGUAAUCUCCCCCAACCACCACGGCCUGCCCGGCAUCCAGUUUGAACACAAUGGUUCAGCUCUUAAUUAUAGGACAACAAGUGAUGCCAUGAAUGGUUAUGCUCCUUCAUCUGGUGACCAGAGUGUGACAUCAGAACGUAUACCUCCACUUAAUACUCUUAGGGACUACCCCCGGACUUUUAAAACUGAGCCCAACGAGGUGCACUGCUCUCCUCUGCGCAGACCCUCCCCCAGUGGGAGUGCUCCUCCUCCCUCCUCCUUCUCCCCCAGACCUACCUCUGAGGGCCUCUUCAGCAGGCUCAAUGGACUCCACAGGGCUGCCGGAGAUGUUGCAGCUGAGGUCAGGGGUCAUGGCCUCCAUCUGCCUUCACCUCUCCCUCUCCCUCCACAAACUCUCCCGCUCGAACCAGAAGAAGUGAAGCAGGAAGAGGUCUGGUCAGACAGUGAGCACAACUUCCUGGACCACAAUAUAGGCGGAGUUGCCGUGGCACCGUCACACGGCUCCAUCCUGAUAGAGUGUGCGCGGCGGGAGCUCCACGCCACCACCCCUAUCCUCAGGCCAAACCGCAGCCACCCCACCCGCAUCUCCCUGGUCUUCUACCAGCACAAGUCUCUGAACGAACCAGGCCACGGGAUGGCUAUGUGGGACGCCAAAAUGGCCAAGAGGGAGCGCGAGCGGGAGGAGGAGGCUGAGAGAUUACGGAUGGAGGACGGAAAGAAUGGAGCUGGAGGCGUGGAGCUGCAGGAGGGAGCAGAGGAGGAGGCACAGGAGGCAAGGAGGGCCAUGAAUGUUCCCACACGUCAAGCAUGGACUCUGCCGAGGGACGGCGUCAUCACCGUGUCCCCUUAUGCUCUUACGCAAGUGACAGGCCCUUACAAUCGCUGGACUUAGUCGACAUGUUUUACACACACACACACACACACACACACACACACACACACACACAAAACUCCUACACCCUGUGCUUCUGCCUUACCUCAAUCAACUUCAAACUGCUACUCUCAUUUUUACGUCAUUUUCAUUGUGCUUUUUUCUAAUAUCCGUUUGUUCACUUUGUCCUUCCUCAUCUCUGCCUUCAAAGCGAUGAGGAAGAGCAAAGUUUGUUGGCUUUUCAACUGUGAGUUUCCGUGUAGUUUUUUUUUGUAAAGAGAUGGUGCUUUGAAGCAUUUUAAAGACGUUUUUAAACUGGUUUUAUAUACAUGAUUAAGAACGAAAAAAAGAUGUGAUUAUUUAUUCUGAUCAUAACGAUUUCUAUUUAAUUCCUGGUGUAAGCCUGUUUACUGCAAGAUUUCUAUGAUAACCUGCAUCAUGUGUUGAGGCUCGGAUUUUAUGUUUUUUAUGUACAGUAGGACUAUGCUCUUUAUUUUCAGCCAGCGGUUCUCUUUUCACAAGAUAAAUCUCGUUGGCUUUUACAUCGGUGCCAUUCUCACUGUAACCUUCCUUUAGAAAACUCGUCACAUGUAGAAAACAAGACUAAUAUUGUGCAUAUAUUUACUACAUAUUGUCACAUGUAGCAUCGUGCUUUUCCCUCUGCUGCCUCUGACUUCUGCUGGCAGGCGAGGAAAGAAGCGUACGUCUUUGGUUUGUUGUUUUUUGUUUAUUUUCUCUCUACGUCUGGAUGGUUUGUCUUUUAUUCACAGAUAAUGUUUGGCAUAUUAAGAAGCACUUUUUUUCUGUUUUUGUUUUCCUAAACCUAACUUGAAAAAGGUCCCAAACCAUAGGCCUGAAUAUGUAUGUACAGAUAGAGAUAUAUAUGACAGUUUAGCAUGAACCCAGUUUUAUUUUUACAGUAUUUUCUGCAUUUAUUUGAUUGAAAAUGGCAUACAUAUCUAAAGAAAUUCAAAGCUUGGCAUAACGAGGAAACGAGAAAUGCUGCAACAAAGAAGUGCUUAUCAUUAUUGGCACCUGGAUUCACCUCCUGGAAAAGGAAUUUAAAAAUCUUUCAAAGGGCACAAGUGUGAUCAUAGGAAUCGAAAACCUUACUGUACAUUUAAUGGUGCUAAUGAGAUCUCUGUUGUUUUUCACAGAAAUCACAGAGUGUUAGAAUUGAGUACAAAACUGUGUUAGCCAAUGCUGACUAAUCAAACAAUUUCUUCUUCUGCCUCCUCUUCGCUCUUGUUGGAAAACCACUCAAACAUCAGAUCCCACUCAGACGAUUGCCUAAGACGAUUUUUGUGUGCUUGACCCUUGUGAAGACUUUGUUUACAGAUAGCUUUUUUUUUUUUUUUACAGUGUCUGAAUAGUGGGGUUGUCGUCAACUCCUGGUGAAUCAGGAUUUGUAUUUUCUACUACCCAUGAAAGAGAAGCUCUUCAUUUUAAGAACUCAUUGAUGACGUUUCAGCACAACCAACACAGACCUUUCACUGCUAUCACACUAACACUGGUGGUGUCACGUUUCCUGCGAGAAACAUUUUGAAUUUUUACACACUUGGACUUCUUUUUGGUGCUAAUAGGAAAAGAUGUCAAGUUACCGAACAUGGUUUUAUACUGAACAGUGAUGGCAUGGUGCUUUUUUGGAAACUCAGCACACACUGAUCUGGUAUGUGAUUCAGUACUAAGGUAGUUUCGUCAUUUCUCUGGAUGAUAACUGUCUGACAACAGACUGAGAUGCAUUACUAUCCCACCAUUGAAUAUGAGUAUCAGUAAAAAAAAAAAAAAGAAAAAAAAAGAAAAGCAAAUUAUUGUGCAGAUCUAGGGUUCAAACGUCUUCCAUAGAGAACCAAACUCUCAGAAUCACAACACACACACAGAGUUAAAUGAAUGUAAACAGUUUUUAAAUAGAUUGAUUUAUAAAGGACAUUUUAGACUUGUAACUUCUCUUUUGAUUUACUGUGGGGACGUUCUCAGUCCACAUUGAAAGUCUUUGUAUCAACGAGGAACUAACAACUAGCACCAGCAUUUAAAAAUAUGAAAAGAAAAAAAAAAACCUUUUAAUAGUAGAAAAUGUGUAAAUAUGUAUGUGAACCAUAUUGUUUUUACUGUACUGUUAAUGGUGUUUAGACAAUGGAUGAUCUUGCUUAUUUUGAAACUGAAUUACUGUACGUUGCUGAAAGUAUAUCCAGUUUAGACUUGAGAAGAGACUAAAUUUAGCAUUCCUUUUAUGGAUGGCUGAUCUCUUUCGGGAUUGUGAAAUAAAGUCAUAUUUAUAUUUUGGACCUGA
This is a messenger RNA of Acanthopagrus latus (yellowfin seabream), 9627 nucleotides long. RefSeq names its product tet methylcytosine dioxygenase 1 (gene tet1). Gene Ontology annotation, molecular function: DNA binding; DNA 5-methylcytosine dioxygenase activity; zinc ion binding. The record is from RefSeq and is a predicted model, not a curated record. The transcript is spliced from 12 exons. NCBI's taxonomy places the organism in Eukaryota, Metazoa, Chordata, Actinopteri, Spariformes, Sparidae. Gene Ontology annotation, cellular component: nucleus. Gene Ontology annotation, biological process: positive regulation of transcription by RNA polymerase II; oxidative demethylation. Bases 843 to 7358 code for a protein of 2171 amino acids.